This is a messenger RNA of Aureobasidium subglaciale EXF-2481, 3426 nucleotides long. RefSeq lists its product as uncharacterized. The record is from RefSeq and is a predicted model, not a curated record. Gene Ontology annotation, cellular component: replication fork protection complex. The annotation marks the transcript as partial. Gene Ontology annotation, molecular function: DNA binding. Gene Ontology annotation, biological process: DNA replication checkpoint signaling; DNA repair; replication fork arrest. The transcript has 2 exons. Lineage: Eukaryota; Fungi; Ascomycota; Dothideomycetes; Dothideales; Saccotheciaceae.
GUGGAUGCAGAGGUCAGGGCACAUGUCUACUCGCUUGUGUCGGCAAUCGGUGGCAGUAGUACUGUCAAUGAAGGUCAAUAUGUUCUCGGUGACGAUGCCCUGGCUUGUUUGAAGGACUUGUCCAGAUGGAUCCGCCUGUACGACGACCGAAUCAACCGACACGACGUCAAAAGAUGUAUGGCCGAGGCCAACCUGGUCAGAGGAGACUUGCUGCCAAUUCUAGCUCAACAAGGAGACAAGAGCGACCGCAGCGUCCUGGCAACAAAAGUCGCCCUCAACUGUCUCGACCUGCUCAACACUCUGACCUGGCCAAUCGAACGCAAGGAAGAGACCAUGACUAUCAACACCCACAGGCAUCUCCCAUACAUCAAGCUCGCCCAAGUCGAAUACAAGCGCGCCAUCCUGCAUUGGGAAUCUGCCCACAUUCUCCGCACCGCAAUCAGCGUCGCCAUUCCUGCCAUAACGCAAUCGAGGACCGAGCGCAAUCCAAGAGACGACUCGAUCAUCGGUGUUGUGCUCUACUUCCUCCGCAAUAUCGCCAUCAUCGCCCAGCCAGUCGACGUGCCUAGUCAGAGCGACGACAAUGACAUCAACAGACUGGACACGAUCCACGCCUUCCACCAGCAGAAUGUCCUACAACUCCUGCUCACAAUCGCAUCGAGCGUCACCGACGAAUAUCCUAUGCACGACAUUGUCCUUCUGGAAAUCCUCUUCCACCUGCUCAAAGGCAUCGACCCGAAAGACCUGUUCAAAAAUGAAAAGCAACUACAAGAUUCGCGAAAUCAUGACUUCAAGGCUCUACUGGACAAGGAGAAGGCUAUGAAUUCUUCCUAUGCAAGAAACGCCCCAAGUCGUCACCAUCGAUUUGGAACUAUGAUAUGGGUGAAGCGUCCGGAUGAGAAGGUCUCGACUCUGAGCGGUCAGAACGUCAUCUUUGAUGAGCAAAAGACUAUGCAUCAGAUGGACCAGUCAAAAUUAUGGAACAAGCCAAAGCCGCGAAAGAAGAACGUCGAGGUUCAAGACGAGAACAAUGAUUUCGAUAACAACGUCAUCCUGGACGAGCCCACCAGGAAAAUCGUCCGCCACUUUACCGAAGACUUCCUUGAUUCGUCCUUCAAUCCCUUGUUCAACAGUCUUCGACGCGCUCUCACCUCGGAAGCUGAGAGAGCUCAAAAGUACAAUACUCGUCAAUACUACUACCUGAUGGGCUGGUUCCUACAGGCAGAGCGUGCUAGACAGGACUUGCUGAAGCGCAAUGGCAAGGUACAUGACGCGGCUGUCGAUGAUUCUCCCUUUGCAUAUAUCGCUGCCGUCAUGACUCAGGAAAACUUCAUCUUGCUUGGACGAAAGAUACAGCAGAGUCUAGACGACAAGGAAUGGUCUGACUUGCACGCAUGUAUGCGUGCCUUUACCCAGAUCUUACUGACUGUCACCGCCAUGGCAGAUUCUCCUUCUGAAGACGAUCAAGAAAUUGCCGAGAAUAUCCAAAACAGAAUCUUCUACGAGGAAACCACCCACGACCAAGUCAUUGCUGUGCUCAGGGGAUAUAACAACCAAGGUUUCGCUUUCCUGGAUGCUUGCACAGACAUGGCACAUACUUUCUUGCGCAUGCUAGAACGCUACAGCAAACAGAAUGUUGACAUGCAAGUUCGGUCCAAAAGACGCACCCGCAAAAAGCGCAAGGUCGAGGCUCAGGUCAAUGGCGCGGACGACGAAGGUGCAGCGUCCGAGGCCGAAGAUCAAGCUGACGCUCAACGCGCGGUGAGUGAGCGCAAAUUUGACUUUACUCGCUUUGCCAGCAAGUUUAUGACCGAAAGUGCUGUCAACACCUUCGUCCGCUUCACGAGUUACUACAAGGAUCUGGACACAGAACAAUUGAAGCGCUGUCAUCGUUUCUUCUACCGUUGCGCGUUCAAGAUGGAAAGAACGAUCUUCCUCUACAGAGUCGAUAUCCUGCACUUGUUCAAUCGCAUGAUCAAAGGGCCAGAGGGCCUCUCCAAAGACCUUCCUCUGUUCAAAGAGUGGGAAGAACUAGUCAAGCAGGUAUUCAGACGUUGUCUAAAGAACCUCGAACAACGCCGAGAACUCAUGGUUGAGAUGCUGUUCACCAAGAUCCCCAAUACAAUAUUCUAUCUCGAGAACGGGUACGAGAUGGAGAUUACGAAAGCUAGACCAAGACCUCCAGCUGAGCUGGUAGUGAAACCUGGACUGAGCCAAGAGCAGCAAAUUGCUGUGGCUGUCAGCGUGCUUGUCAACCAAGGCAAGCUUGACGCUCUGGCUUGGGUCAAGGACGUUCUAAAUUCUGCCGCCGAAGAGAGACGGGCAUGGGAGGAUUUGCACGAUGCGCAAGCGAACCUGGCGAACGACACAAACACCGGAACGAACAACAAUACAGCAAAUCAAGAGGACAAGCCCAAGGCACCUUUCAUCAACCUCAAACCUGAUACCGACGACCGCAAGCUCAGCCUCUUCAAGGACAAGUUCCUUCGUCUACUCCUCAAGCUGUUAUCACUCGACCGCCUUGGCGAGAACGACGAUCCCGAUGCUUCCUGGAUUGUUCCUUCCUCGAUGCCCUCAUCUCUACUCCUCUCAAAUCUCGCAUUGAUCAAAAAGUUCGAAUUCGACCUCCCCACCUUUGAAGGCGGCGUAGCUCCCGAGUCUCUUCUUAGAAGUAAGAGUGCGGCCGGUUUACACGCCAGAGCUGAUAGAAGUGCUGUUGCUAGUGCAGUCAACAGCGAUGACGAAGGCGACACUCUUUCCGACCUGGACGAUCAAGCUGCUGCAUUGUUUGAGCCUGGUGGUCCAACUUCACGCCCCGCUGACUACGAGAAGCCACGGUUGAAAAAGAGACUUUUACAGCGAAAGGCACCUGAACUCAGCGAAGAGGAGAGGUUGCUCAGAGCACAAGAAAGGGAUGCCAGGGAGAGGGAGAAGAAUGCAAAGGUCAAAUCUGCGCUGCGCAUUACGGACUCUGAUGACGAGGAUGAUGCAGAAAAGGAUGCAGAGUUCUUUGCGUUGGAAGAGCAGAGGAGAAAGAAGAUCAGUGGUGUGAUAAGAAAUGCACUGUUGAAUGAAGUCGACGACUCGGCUGGUCAGAAGGGUAAGAGGAAGGCAAAGGCUACGAAGGAGAAGACUGCAAAGGGGAAGAAGAGGAAGACCAUCACAAUCGAGGAUGAUAGUGAUGGCGAUGGCGAGCUUGCUAGUGAUGCCGAGAUGAGAGAUGUCAGUGCUGUUGAUCUAUCUAGCGAUGCAGAGGAGGCGCCUGAGGAUACACCGAUGGAUACGGUGUCGCCGAUAAAGACCAGCACUGCUGUAGUGAUCGACGAGGACGAAAACGAGGAUGAGGAUGAUAUUGUGCAAGCCAGGCCUGCGCGAGCGAGACCAAGUGCAAGGCUGCCGUUCUCGGACGACAGUGAUAGCGACUGA